AUGAUUAGAAAUAAUAUAAUAAGAAAUAUUCGUUUGAGUAAUAUCUACAAGUAUAACAGCAGUAUUAAUCAAAGAACCAUAUCGCCGUUUUUGUCAUCGAAACGUAACUAUUCGACUCCUCAAGAAGAAUCAGAACCAAUGGAUGAAUAUGAACUGAAAAUUUAUAAUAUUUUACAACAAGAAUUGAAUCCAGUGAAUUUAAAAAUUAAAGAUGUAUCAGGAGGUUGUGGAUCGAUGUUUUCAAUAUUUAUUGAAAGUGAAAAAUUCAAAGGAUUAACUAUGAUUAAACAACAUCGAUUAGUUAAUGAAAUUUUAAAAGAUGAAAUUAAAAAAUGGCAUGGAUUACAAUUACGUACCAAAAAAGUAUAG
Molecule: messenger RNA, 369 nt
Organism: Candida albicans SC5314
Lineage: Eukaryota; Fungi; Ascomycota; Pichiomycetes; Serinales; Debaryomycetaceae
Exons: 1
Coding region: 1-369 (122 amino acids)
Source: RefSeq, a predicted model, not a curated record